Messenger RNA from Akanthomyces muscarius, 876 nucleotides. RefSeq lists its product as uncharacterized. The record is from RefSeq and is a predicted model, not a curated record. Gene Ontology annotation, biological process: proteolysis. The coding region runs from base 1 to 876 and encodes 291 amino acids. Gene Ontology annotation, molecular function: peptidase activity. NCBI's taxonomy places the organism in Eukaryota, Fungi, Ascomycota, Sordariomycetes, Hypocreales, Cordycipitaceae. The transcript has 2 exons.
AUGGCCAAACAAUCCAUUAUUACGCUCAGCGAUGGCGCCGAAGUACUGGUCCGGCUGCUUGACGAGAGCCCGGACAGCAGCAAGCCGCUCCUCAUUGCGCUGCAUGGAGCUCCCGGACUAUCAAGUCACAUUGAACCGGCAAAUUCAUUCGGUUUCUUGGCCAGUCGUUUCCGCGUUUUGGUGUACGAUGCGCGGGGCAGUGGUGAGAGCGAUAUCAAGACGCCCUUUACAGACGAGCGCUGGAUUGCCGACCUUGACGAAAUCCGACAAUGGGCAGGCGAAGAGAAAUUCACUCUUGCUGGAGGCUCAUACGGCGGUUUCGUGGCGCUGGGCUAUACCCUCGCCCACCCCAGCCACGUCUCCGCCCUCAUCCUGCGCGAUACCUGGGCAUACGGCUUCCGCGGCACCCUUCGCGCCUUGAACAAUGUCGCGAGAUCGACCGAAAUCACGACUGACCCAGCCCAGCAGGUACGCAUCUGGUCGGGCAGCUUGCGCGACAACCACGACCUCGAGACGGGCCUCGCCGACAUUCUCCCCAUUUACACUGCCAAGAAGCAGCAGGAUGCUGUACCCGCGGCAGACGACCAAAGCUUCGAAAACGCCAAGAAGCACUAUCACUACGAGACGCACAAUGCGGCAUUCAGCUACAGUGUGCCGCGAUUUGAUGUUCGUGAUCGACUUCACGAGAUCAAAGUGCCGACGCUGGUUGUUGUGGGUAGGCACGAUCCUAUUGCGCCGGUGGAGGAUUCGCAGGAGAUUCAUGACGGCAUUGAUGGCAGCGUUCUCGCCAUUUUUGAGAAUUCGGGCCAUAGCCCACCAUCUGAAGAGCCAAAACUUUUCCAAGAGACACUGUGGCAGUUUUUAAACAAGAAUUAA